Messenger RNA from Iphiclides podalirius (scarce swallowtail), 2268 nucleotides. The record is from the annotation of a GenBank genome assembly. Lineage: Eukaryota; Metazoa; Arthropoda; Insecta; Lepidoptera; Papilionidae.
AUGCAUAAUUUUGACGACGAAAAAGAUUUGGAUCCAAUCGAUUUGCAAAGAUACAUAGGAGUGAAAUACGUUGAAAAGUUAAAUGAAAACGUACGAAAGACUUGGAAUGAAUUUCUCUUACAGAAAACUCACAAAGAUGUCGUUAAGGAUUUCAAAGAUUUAAGUUGGAGAGGUCUGUUAACAAACCGAUCGAACUUAAUGAGGCUGUCAGCGUCCUCCUUUGUGAUGAGACAACAGUUGCUCGCAGAGUGCGCAGCGAGUGAACAGCAAAUCCAAGUGACUGUGUUGAGAGCUUUCAAUUUGCCUGACAGAACGACAGAUUCACUGUCGGAACAUGACGAGGACACUGAAAGGAUUGCCGGUUUUAAAGUGAAGCCACUGAGGCCAUACGUAAAAUUGAGCUACCGUGGGGUUUCGGCGCAGACUGCGCCGGGCAUCGGCUGUUAUCCUUCGUGGAACCAAGCCAUUAAGAUAAGGGCGAGGUUCGAUCCCCUCUCAUCAAUCCAGUUCAACGUGUACGACGAGUGUAAGGUGAACGAGGCGGAAUUGGGUGAGGGGGCUUCGGACGGCAGAGCCGUCCGCUAUCGCUGCUUCAGUAGGUGGUUGGGGACGCUGCAGGUGCCCCUAGCCACGGUGCUCACUUUGGGAACGCUUCGCGGCACAUUUAAAUUGACUUCACCACCUUUGAUAAUCGGCUACGAGAGCCCCACGCCGAGGGAGACGAGAAGCCUCAUACCGGAGGUGAGGCGGAUGCUGCAAAAAGACGUCCCCUUCCUCGCGUUGAAGAUGACGACAAGCUUGUCGCAUCUCGGCGGCGCGCAGGCGCACAGCCGACCGGUGCCGAGCGCCUCCGACGACGUCGUCAUCGAGCGUUUGAACGCGUUCGCGACGGAAUAUUCGACCGAGUUCCCAUCUAGGAGUGUCUCGCUCGCCUCCGUCGACAGCUCGGGUAGAAACAGAUGCGUGACGGAGUUCCUGCAGCCGAUACCGUCACCGGAUCCGGAAUGCUAUCCGAUAAAUCCAAAGAGCGGGUCGGGAUCGGCCGUGUCUAGGAGCUCUGCGCUUUCGAGGAGUUCAUCCUCAAAGGGCAGUGAAAGACGGGAUUUCGGGGCAAGCGUCACUUUAGACGGGGAGCGUACAUACAGCUCUUUUGACGCAACGCACUGGAGACAACGGGAGGACCAGUUGUCGAGGGCCGUGAACAUGUGCCUGAGAUACGUGUCGCUGAUACCGACAUACGAGCACGCUGAGCAAGUGGUCACUUUGACGGGUUUGGAGUUGCUUAAGAUCCAGUACGGGACCGCAGUAGACCACUCGAUCCUGCUGGCCAGCUACUUCCUCCAUCUAGGCAUCAAGUGCUUCGUGGCCACUGGGAUGUCGUUGCCGCGCGGUCUGACCAGUUUCGUCCUAGUCGCAUACGACACGGCAGCCCUUAGGUACAUCACAAUAGACGAGAAGACGUACGAUAGACGGAGAUUUGUCAGACGCGGUGGGGAUUUCGUCUGGCAGGUUUUUGACGCGUCGACCGGCGAGCGCCACGAAUUGAGGGACGUCUCGUGCCCCCUCAAAACCGUCGCGUACGUCUUCGACGAGGACAAUAUAUGGGUUAACAUACAGUCAUCGCUGGAUUGCGAGAGCGUCUGCUUCGACUUUUCAAAGUCAUCCAAUUGGAGGCCAGUGUUCGACAAAUUGAAACCGCUUCCGAGACGGCCGAUCUUGUCUAUGGCGUCUAUCUAUGGCGCGCCCUGUGCGGUUGACGCUCUGCAAGAAGCCCUGGAGACAAAGAUCAGGGCGAAAGUGCAGAAAUGGCGCGCGCGCGUCAAAACCGUUUGGAACAGGUAUUGCGGUACGUUACUGGGGGAGACUUUGCCCCAAUGGGAGUACUGGGCCUUCAACUCCACUGAGCCGCGGCCGGAACCUAGCCCGAAACUGAAACAAUUAAUGGUCACUUACAAGAUGUUUGGGUUCCCACUGAACAUGCCGUAUACGAAUGCCAAGAACGUUCUGGCGACCGUCAAGGCGUGUGCACUACACACAAGCGAUGAUGCAAAAGUGGAGUUUGCGCUGGCAGUCCGAGCUUUCGCCUACCCGAGUGCCGUCAUUAGCGUUUGGGUGUACCUCGUCAGCAUCACCAGGGCACUGGCCCUAUUCGCUGACGGCACAGCCCUGUACGCAAGCGAUCGCAACAAAACAACAAAAAUCGGCACGAAACAGCCUAGGCAAAGGGUUCAGAAAGUGACGGACCUAGGUCUAACCGGAGAAGGCGCA